Porites lobata is the source of this 11821-nucleotide messenger RNA. The record is from the annotation of a GenBank genome assembly. Lineage: Eukaryota; Metazoa; Cnidaria; Anthozoa; Scleractinia; Poritidae.
CCAAGCCCUGAUAAUUCCAAGUUGAUCAUUGCUCACAGCCCGAGCUAUGUUACAUUUUUGCCAAAUGCUGGUACCAUUGCCGCUGAUGAAAUCUCCAAUGUUAUUGCCCUCGCCCUCGGCUUUUCCUCGACAAAGGUAUGUAAGCGCAUGCGCUAAGAUCCUAGGAUGACGAGGGCGGCAAAAACGUCGCCCAAAAGGUGAAUAUUGUGCGUUCACUUAAUCUUCAUCGCGAUUUUUCGAACUCAUUUAUUUUUUCAAAUGUAGGUGACCUCUCCUUAAAGUAAAUUUCUAAAAGCCAUAUCGAAGUUUAGAAAAAGAAAGAAAAUUUUGUCGCCGCUUGUUUAGGUCCUUCAUGAAACGUGAAAUAAGGUUGUAGUCGUGCAGUGACCACAACGAAAUGUACAACAAAGUGUGAUGCACGUGCAAUAGUGUUGUUUUGCUUAUCAAACCUGUUUGUUUGUUUUCUUUUUGUUUUGUUCUCGUUGUUAUUGUUGUUUUUUGACGUUCUUGUUGCUGUAGCGGUCGUCAGAUCUUAAGGACCCUAUUACCGACUCCACCGCACCAGGCCUUCUCCUCAGUAGGCUCCUCAUGUUUUCUAGGCUCGAUUUCCGCCGUCCCCUGAGUCCCGUCUUUGAUCUUGCCCGUGACGGCUCUGAUUCCUGAACAGCGGCUGGUUAUCAAGCCUAGUCUUGGACAGAAUAAAAUGGAACAGCAAACCCCCAUCCCCACCCCGCCCCCGCCAGUCAAGGAUGAAACCGCGCGAAGGGCAUAAGCGCGCCAUUUUGUUAUCUUUGAUUUGGAGAGGACGGGAGGUCUGGGUUUUCCAUUUAUUUUGGCCACCAUUGUAGGUGUUUCCACCGUCUGUUUGCUGUAUUCUCUCGGUUUAGAAUUAAGUGCAUGGUAAACAGCAAACGUCAGAUUCAAAUUGGUAACUUCUCAAAUGAGGAAAUGACCAGAUAAAAACUGUUCAAAAUAAUUCUUAUGGCUGAAUAUGGCAUGAAACUACUCAUAUCAUUUUAAACAUCACUUAAGGAUUCCCAAAGAGGAAACUUGGUUUCACGAUGCAAAUUGACCUGGGCCGUUUUCUGUUAACGUGAUUGUAAAUAUAUUUUCUUACCGGGGUAGUGUAAACUUCCGCUUAUAAGCCCUGGGCUUAUACAUCUUCGUAAGGGGUUUUAGGAGGUUUUAUUAACGGAGGGGCUUAUAUCCGGGGGGGCUUAUAAUCGGAAAUAUGCUGUAAACUGCCGCUUAUAAGUCCUGGCGUUAUACAUCUUCGUAAGGGGUUUUAGGAGGGCUUAUAAACGGAGGGACGUAUAUCCGAGGGAGGCUUAUAACCGGAAAUAUGCUGUAAACUUCCGCUUAUAAGCCCUGGGCUUAUACAUCUUCGUAAGGGGUUUUAGGAGGGGUUAUAAACGAAGGGGAUUACAACCGGAAUAGAAAAAGCGCUUGGAAACAAGCUAUAGCAGCGCUGAACAAAAUACGUUUUGUAUUUGUUGUUUGUUAAUUAAGCUUCAAAACAUCAUAAUAAAUCGAAUUCAUUUCUGUGCAUUUGGAGCGGGGCAUAUAUCGAAGGGGGUGGGGGAUGGGCUUACAAUCGGAAGUAUUUUUUGUUUACAGUUAGAUGAGCCCAUAACUGGGGGGGUGCCUAUAAGUGGGGAAUUGUAUAAGCUGCAGUUUUACGGUAAUCAAGUUGGGGUGGUCGCAUUUAACUGUGAAUGUAACGCGCUUUCUGUGCUGGUGCGUUCACAAGUUUGAUAGCAAAUGCAGGUUUGCCAACGCGGAUAUCUUUUUCUUUUCUUAAAGGAACUAAACUGGGCUGGCUUGUUAGCCGGAGAUCUUUUCCGCCGUCCAAAGGCGAAUGUUCUGAUCACUGUGGAUGGGAUUACCAAAGGUAACGAGAAAAAUUCCUCCAUCGUAGAUUUCUUUCUUGUAUUUCUUUCUUUAGUUAGAUUUCUCUAUUGGAUAACCAAUGACUAAAAGCAUGAGGCAGAUGACUUCUCGAAUUGCGGGUAUUUCGUAGACUUAUGACAAUUAUCGACAGCAAGUUAUUAAGGAUAUAUAGGGCCGUUUAAACAGGCGAUUGUAUCUCGCGAUUUGUUCCGCAACAAGCUAGGCGAUUUUCACCGCGAUCGUAGUGCAAUCUGUCGCUGAUUCUAUGGAAAGUGAUAUUUUUUUAGUAGCGAAAUUAUGACAGACGGACUUUACUGUUUUCGUGCAAAAGUUGCCCAGAGGUUGCCUCAUCGACUUUUCAGUAACUUGGCUGCAAUUAAUCGCGUGCAAAUCGCCCACUCUUUAUUAACGCGAUCUGGGGGUGCAGCCAAAUGGUCAUUUUUUGUGUGUGUCAAAUCCUGUGGAAGAAUCGCCGCCUUAAACUGACCUUGCAACAUUAUUUCUCGUUCCACCUGCAGUUGAACUGCAAUUUUUUUUAAUAUAAACUGGAACAUUGCCAAACCCUUCGUUUUUUAGUUUCUAAUUGGAAAGCCAAAAACAAAACUAAUACUUGUUCUUUUUUUUUCUUCUGAUAUGAGGCAAGUAACCCGUGGAAUUGCUAGUUUUAACUUACGUUAUAUGAGCAAUUCUCGACGAUUUAAGCGCGCUCAUGAAACGUUGCGGGGCAGGAUGAGUUUCAGCUGAGAGCCGAAAAAGUGACAAGUUUUAACUCUAUUGUUUGUUUGUUUCUUUUUGUGUUUUAGAUGACGAAUUUGAUCUACCUGGAAGAGUAUCUGCCUACCCCGUCCAGGAGGUGAGCAGUGAAAUAAAUGAACAGUUCAGUUUUUUGUUAUUACUUUAAACUCUUAUCUGCUUCAAAUCUAACUUUUUCCUUACUCUGUAGUCCGAAGAUGCCUCGAGUUUGGCUGCAAUUUUAUCAACAUCGAGUGUCACGCAAGAAAACCUACCAACACGCGUGACAGGUGCUUUUGGUGGCAAAUCGCUGACUGUUUCUGUCUCUGGCAAUGAACUGGUAAGAUUAGAAAUUUGUUUACCUGCAUCUCCACGUGCACCUUGAAGGGUGUAACUUUGAGUAGACUCGAUUUUCCACCCCCGACCAAGUAGAGUUUUAACUAUACUAUUAGGGUAAAGCUUAAAACGAAAUAACACUCACUACAUUGGUGGAUUCAGAUCUUUAGGGAGCUUUAGCAACGACGACGGCGACGGCAAGGAGAACGUCAGAAAAGCAAUAGGUUUAUUGAGCAAAAACACAACUUUGCACGUACCUCAUGCUUUUUUGUACAUUUUUUCGCCGUCGCUGCACGACUACGACGUGAAAAUGCCUAAUUUUACCUUUUUAUGGAGGACGUAAACACGAGACUGCAAAUUUUUCUUUCUCUUUCUAAACUUGAGUAAGGUCCCCAAGAAACCAACUCGGGGACAUUCGCCUACAUUUGACAUUUUCAGCAAUUUGAAGUGAACGCGAAAAAAUUUGAAAAAACGCGAAUUCAUUUUAAUAGUGACGUUUUCGCUGCAUGCCGUCGCCGUCGUCGAUGCUAAAACUCCUUUUUAAGUAAAUAGGGGUGGCGCCGUCGACGUGUCAACCAUGUGCUCGAACUAAGUUCCAUUUCCCGUUUAAUCUGUUAACUAGAACUCGGAUAACUCGAAUUCUGGUUCUUUUAACUCCACUCGCAGAUGCUGUUCAUUAGCUCUUCUUGAUGUAAUCGGUAAAAACACUUACUAACACUACAGCAAUUUGAUUUUAAUUGGUUCGACGAACAGAUCACUUUUUAUCAUAAAAAUGCAUAAUCAUGUUACCGUUUCAGGGUGAAAUACACUGAGGGGCUGAAAGAUCAUUAACUAUCAUUUGUCAACAUGGCAAAUUGAAUACCGUAAAAUUCCGAAAAUAAGCCCAGGGGCUUAUAUUUUUCAAAGGCCCUUUUGAGGGGCUUAUAUUCGGAGGGGCUUAUCUACGGAGGGAAAUUUGCGUUUCAAAAUCAAUUGGGCCAGCCUUAUAGUUGGGAGUAAAUUUAUCGUUUUUGCUUUGUUUUACUUUGUAUUUGAUGGCAGUAUUCCAAGUACAAGCUCACGGGGGGCUUAUAUUUGGAGGGGCGAUUUAACGGAGGGUUUUUUGCGUUACCGGUUUGGGGGGCUUAUAUUUGGAGGGGUCUAUACAUGGAGGGGCUUAUUUUCGGAAUUUUACGGUAUUCAGUGAAUCGAUCUCGAUAACUCGAACUGUUUUUCGUUUUCCUUCAGAGUUCGACUUUGAGGGGUUCUACUAUAUUAUAUUAAUGACAUAGUGGUGGUUUAUGCAUUUCCAACCUUUUAAUACUUGCGACUCGGUGGAUUUCGACAUUGGUAUUGUUACAUGUAGUUUUAGAAGCUGUUCCCUGUAAACCAGGCAGAAGUCAAGUACUGUAUUGAAAUUAUUGUGUUCUUUCAGUUGGCAGCCGCCGGUCACGCCACUGGUGCCAACAGCCACACCUUAUUUUGGAAUCAGGCAGAGGACAAAUUUAAGCAAGUAGAGGGCGAUUUAAAGGGACUGUCAGACUUAACUACUGCUAAAGAUGAGGUGACAGAUAUAAAGGCUGUUUUAGGUGUUCAAAUUGUGUGACGUAAAAUGAAAUUUAAAAAUGAUCUGAAAAAAGUGAAACGUGUCGAUCACCUUCAUAAUAUUAAUCGUCUUAUUCGCCUAAAUUAUUUUAUUAUAUUACUUUAUUUAAUACACAACAUAACAAAAAGGAAAACAAUAGGACACAAAGUCCCCUGCAAAGUGAAACCACACAAAACUACCCCCCAUUAAUAGCAUAAGAAAGGGGAAAAUACCAUCUCGCCAGAACCUUACCCACAUUUGAAAAAAAUUAAGUACAAGAAUGAAGUAUGAGAAGAAAAUGAUCCACAUAUCCGACACACCAAAUUUAACAAGGGCAUAACGCUAAAGAAGUAGCCUUAAGACAGUUUGGGGCAAACAAUCUUAGGUGAUCUUAUGUUGAUCUUAUGCGUUGUCUUAAAAGGGAUACUGCCUAUUUAUCUCUACGCUCCAGAUCAAUGUACAGUUUAGCCUUUUGUGGGGUAGAGAGAAUUUCGAUAUCACUCUGUCGUUUGGCUGGUAGCUUUGGUUGACUUCGUCUAUGCAAUUGAAGGAUUCACUUCAGGGUGACUACUUCACUUCUAUCUGUUGUGGGCUGCAUGAGUUGUUUGAAUAUGUAUUUUGAAAAACUUAUUUCAGUUUCCGUGUUGUUGUUUAGUUUGUCUGGUUGUUUGUUUAACGAAAGUAAUUUUCAUCAUUUUUCAGAUUUUAAAGAGGUUGGAGAAAGCUUAUUUUGGAAAAGGUACUUGUUUCUGUGAAACUUUGCUGGGCUCUUUGCCCCUUGGCGACCCUUCCGUAGAUAGAUGCGAGACAAGUUGCACGAGGCGACACCCCACGGAAUAAGCAUGUCUCGGAACACUUGAUUUUAGUAUAUACUAAAACAGUGGAUAGUGUUUUUCGCGCGCUCUGAUUGGCUACUCAAUCAGUGAAUAUCCUGCACUAUUCACUGAUUCACCUCCAGUUCCUCCGAGCGAGCGACGCCAAACUCGCGUAGGUUACGAGCAAAAUGCUUUCCAGGUUUGCUGCCGCAACAAACUAAGAAAUUUCAGAACUAAUCAAGCAAGCUAUUUCCGAAAUACAUGAGGAAGGUGACGAAGUUCGGUUUGGAAGUUUUAACAGGUAAAGCUUUGUCUUUUUUACUUGAAUAGUUAUCGAUAAAACCGGUGAAAAAAUUUUUUGUGUACAAAUGCAAAUUAAGCUUAAGUCUUGCGUUACUUUAUUUAGUAGACUUGUUAAUAAAUAAGCUUAAAACUAAAUUUAAUAAUCUUUUUUACAGAAUUAUUUUAAAUACAAACAGAAUUCACAACUCCUUUUGAAGAAACUUCCCUGCAAGAGCUAAACAAACGCCUUUAAAAGUUUUAUUUGUCGCUAAGAAAAAGCGACGAACGCGGCCGUUCGGUCAUCGCGCGCCAAAAUUGUAAUCGUUGGCAACAGUAAAUGAGUUAAAAAUCAUCAUUUUGUGCUCAAUUAUCUCACUGUUUUAGUGUAUACUAAAACAAUUAUUCACCUCAGUGUCGGUGGCUAGUAGUGGUGAUUUUCCUCGCCGCUUCGCGGCCGCGGUAAAUAUCCAAUACUAGCCACCUCCACUUCGGUGAAUACUUGUUAUCUGUCUUGUGCAGCGCCGUGUGCCGUAACGAAAACAUGGCGAGACAUGGUUAUUUCAGGGAAUGAAGCAGUAGGCAGUUUCUCUAGGCAACUUUGUUGCGAGAUAAGUGGGAAAAAAGUUGCCUAGUGUAGUGUAAUGCCUAAACCCUUUCUAUCUCACAAGCAACUCCGAAGAUAUAUAAUGUAGACGAGGAUCUAGUUUGUCUGAGAACGAAAUCCUAUGGUGUUACCAUUCAAAUGAAACCUCUUUGGUAGUGCUUUCACAUAGUGCUAUUCAUUCAGUAUGAAGUUCUAACUUUUCAAUCCGUGUUGAAAAUCCCAUAAUGUUACCAUUCAAAUGAUACCUUUUGUGCAGUUCUCUCGCAAGGUACGGUUUCUUAAACAAUAUUUUUCAACAUAAAAUUUCAAUAUUCGGCAAUCUUGGAAGUUCAAGGGUCAAAUCUGCAAUUCGUUUGGAGACGCUGCGUUACAGUCUUUUCAACAGAAUUCAAGAAUUCACAUCAUGGACUCUAUCAUUUUUUUUUUCGAUCAGGCGUCAAGUUUUCUUCAGACACCAAAGAAUUCACUGUCUCGAUUCCUGGCAAAGGAAACGCUGUAUUUAACGUGGAGAAGAAGGUGAAAAGAUAAAAGAGACACGAUUUUAAUGUAGUGAAGACUUAAGUGAAUGCUCUGGACUAACGAUCCAAUUCCCAGUGCGAUCCCAUCUGCCUGAGAGAAAGAUACGAAUACUACAUACGUGAUGUAGAUUUCGAGUACAAGCAGUCUUUGAACGAUAGGUUCACACUGCAGCACGGUGUAGUUAUAAUAAAAUUUCGACCCUGCUCUCCAUAGAGCCUCCAGGCAAUUAAAGCAAUUGCAAAUUAGCCCAAAAGAAUUGGAAAAAUUGGUUAGAGCACUGCAGCGCUAACGCAGAGGCCAUGGGUUCGAAUCCCGUUGAAGUCCUGAUAUUUUCUUCGCGUUAAUUUGCAAUUGCUUAAAUGAAUUGUAAUUACCACUGCGACGAUCAUAUCUUCAUUGAAAUUUGUAUUUCCGCAGUUCACAUCAUCAUUCAAAGAACCUUUAGUACUAAAAGAUCCACAAUAUCCACGAACACAUUCUCACAACUGAUCUCCAUACGUUUCCUUAAGGAAUUAGUGAAGAGAAUUUGAUAGAAGAUCAAAGCAUUUUCCCUUUGGUGAUCAUUUAAUCAAUUCUCAUAACCUCUUCUCUUGAUGGUGUAUUGAAAAUGCUGGGAGAAAAUUGAUGUUUGUCAGUCUUGGGACUAAGAGGGUUAAUUAAGAGAGGGGUCGCAUAAAUGUACAAAGUUUAACCCUAAGCAGGCACGCAAAUUCCAUAAAAAAAUUCUAUCCUAUGCUUAUCUUAGAGGAUACGCUUAGAAUGUUUCUUUUUAUCUUUUAUUGUCAUUUGUUUUGUUAGGUUUUUGUUUUUGUUUUGCUUUGUUUGUUUUUUUUUAUAUAUAUAUUCUCACUUAAAAUUUUCUGCCUUUGUAGGAAGACUUCUUGCUCUUCGCUGAAAUCGAUGCUAUCUUCCAGAUAAUAGAGAAGGUAUUUAAUAAGUGAUUAAACAUUUGUUUCGUUUUUUGUUAUGGUACUCCGCAUUAUGACUGAGUCUUAUUCUUUUUCUUAUUCAUUUUCUUAUUAUUUUAUUUUAUUUGUAUUUUUAUUAUUUUUUGCCUUUUCAGCUGAAAUCUAACCCCAGCCUGGUACAAGAUGGAAUACCAGACAUAUAUACCCUGAGUCUCUCUUCUGUGAAGGUAGGUUUUCAUCACAAUAAAGAGUACUAAGAAUCCAUUACCUAGUUAUUGUUGAUUAGCUGUUUGUGCGGCAACACUGCGCUGGUCACUGUAUUGUGAUUUUGAGUAUCUGUUACAAGCAAAAAUGUUAGAAAAUGUUUUGUUUGUUCUCUCUGUCUCUUUUUUUUUACAUAAAUUCUGUCAUUUCGGGGCUUCCACCAUAUUUCAGUUGGUCGUUCCUUUGCUGGCUUUCUUAGCUAAUGCACGUUUUUUUCUGUUUAUCUGUAGAUCCUUCGCCGCCGUUAUGGUGACAAAUCCUCUCAAGCUGAGGGAGCUGUUCAUUUUCUCCAGGGCGUCAUUCCAACGGUAAACGUUGUUUUACCCUUUCACCCCCAAAAGUGGACGAAGUCAAAAUUGAACAAUUCUUCUAAAUUUCAUUUUGUGAAAUGCUGAAAAACAAAGAGUACCAAGUCAAAGUACUGCUGAAGAGGUUUCAUUUGAAUGGUAACACCAUAGGAUUUCAUCCACAGACUCACAAGUUAGAACUACAUACUAAAUAAAUAGUACCAUGUGAAAGUACUGCUGAAGAGGUUUCAGUUGAAUGGUAACAGCAUAGGAUUUCAUUCAAACUUGCAAAAGUUAAAACUACAUACUAAAUUUAUGAAAAGUUCUGACUUAAGCUGAGAGAGUUAAUACGUAACGGUGCUGAUAGGAAGCAACAGGUUUAUAUUAUUUUAUAUUUUUGCCUCUGUAGAUUGUAAAGGAAUUCACUGAUUUGUACAACGGAAAUGUUCUGGUAGAAGUUCUGUCUUUGGAAUGGAAAGGGUGAGUACUGCUCCAAACGACGUGUUCACACUCGCUUCAUGUUUCGCGUAUUCACACUUGACUUCACGUGUGUCCAAUUUCAUGAAAGAGGGCUUAUACAAAGGCGUUUUUGAGCGGUGCACGCCGUCAACCGGAAGUGACGCCUCUUUCCCUUGUAAUAUGUCUUAACGCUACCAAAUUUGUGUUGCGGCUAACGCUCCGGUACGACGCUCGAUGUGUGUCUACGACUUGUAAACGUUUUGCGCCGUUUCUGCUCAUACCAGGCCUUACGGUGUGCUCUGAAUUCCGUGUGACGUUGGCACACGACAUUUGAACCGGACCUCAUACUUUAGUGGGAGUCUUAGUACUGUGUCGGGGGCAAAAGAGUAUUUAAAUGACGUUAUGGACGUGUUGUGGGACCAGGGUUAUGCUGUGAUCUUAAUACUAACAUGCUCUCCUUUUUCUGGCCAGUGAUCUUCAUACUAAGUACCCCCAGGAGAUGCAUGUGGUUUAUAAUGAAAUGCAGCCUUACUUGUCAUCGCAGUCAGCCGAUAUGUUCCGUGAUCAGCUUCCAGCUAUCACUCUCAGACAUGACUUGGUAAGUACACGGUGAAUGAACAGGGGACCCACAAAAAGUAGGUAGAACUGUUAAAGGGUUAUGUCACGCUAUUUGUUAUUGUUUUAAAAAGCUGAAACUUGUCUUCGCAUCAAUUGGAGUGCCCAAAUUAAAGGCCGGGUUUUGUUUUAGAAAAAGAAAAUAGUAGCCCUUCUUCAUCUUUAUUUUACUUAUUUCUUAAUAGAAAUUUUUGUUUUGUAAAAAUACUCGGAAAUGAAUAGUACUAUUAAGAUGUACCAAUAGGUUUUAUUUGAGUGGUAACGUGAACGAAUUUUGUCCACAGACUGGAGUGAUCUGAUGAGACAUCUAACAUCUUUCUUUUUUCUUACAGGAGGACACUAUGAAGGAAUCCUUAUGUGAGGCGCUGCAGAAUAAACUUCUCUCCGUUCAGUCUCCGUUACGGGUAGGUGCUGAAUUGUUUUUUAAAUCUUGUUGACAAUGAUCGCCAUGCAGAAGAAUUUUCCUGGCUUUUGACGCUGUUGUGGAAAAGUGUACGUGUUUACACUGAGAUGAAAGCCUCUUUUAUGCUGUACAAGGUGGUUCUUCUAACUUUGUCUGUGGAUGCGAUGCUCAAGUGUGACCAUUCAAAUGAAAGCUACCGAGUAGUACUUUUCUGUGUUACUAUUUCUUGUGCUGUACAAGGUGGUUCAAACGUUUGAGUCUAGAGGAAAUCCUAUGGUGUGACCAUUCAAAUGAAAUUUACUGAGCAGUACUUUCCUGUGGUACCGGUAAAUUUUGUUAUGUUGUACAAGGUGGUUAUAAUUUGUGAGUCUGUGUAUGAAAUCCUAAAGUGUGACCAUUCAAGUGAAAUUUACUGAGCAGUACUUUCCUGUGGUACCUGUAAAUUUUAUUAUGCUGUACAAGGUGGUUAUAAUUUUAGAAUCUGUGGAUGAAAUCCUAAAGUUUUCCCAUUCAAAUGAAAGCUAUUGAGCAGCACUUUCUUGUGACACUGUUUAUUAUACUGAACAAGGUGGUUCUGUCGUUUGAGUGUAUGCAUGAAAUCCUGUGGUCUGACCAUUGAAAUGAAAGGUACUGAGCAGUACUUUCCUUUGGUACUGUUCUUUAUGUUGUACAAAGUGGUUCUUGCUUUUGAGUGUGGAUGAGACGAUCAAGUGUGACCAUUCAAAUGAAAGUAACCGAGGAGUACAUUCCUGUGGUAGUGCUUAUUAUGCUUUACGAGAUAGUUCUAAAUUUCGAAGCUGUAGAUGAAAUCCGUAAAUGUGACCAUAUAAAUUAAAGCUACUGACCUGUAAAUUCCUGUGGUGAUGUUUAUGCUAUGAAAGGGGGAUGUUAACAUAACGUUAUGGUGGAUGAAGCCUUGAAGUGUAACAAACUAAUCAGUGAUUAGCUACUGAUCGCCACCGAAUUCUGUACGAAAUGAGCUGGCUCCUUCUGGUUCGUCUCGUAUUUUAGUUGUCGCUCAUUGUAUUUUUUUGCGUAGGUAACCUGUGGUAGAGGGCACAGGUCAAGGCGUGCAGCCGUCAGUGCUUCAGAAGGAGUGGUAAGCACACAUUUAGCGUAAAAUUGUGACGAGCUAUACAGACAACUUUCUUUUAACGAAGAACUCUAAAAGACGGGGAUCAGUUUGAGAUCAUAGGAAACUGUCCACCUACUCCUCCCUUAAUACAACGUUAACUAAGACAAAUGUUGGGUUAGAGGAGGAUUGGGUCGGGGUCACCCUUCUAAGACGGACACUUGAGGUAGUCUUUUUCAACCUUCUCCCCAGAGCCUUGCCUUUAAAACAUGAGAGGGACUUGUAAUAGUUGAUUGUCUCAACUUAGCGAGCGAACAAAUGCACUAUUCACCAUUUUCACAUAGACCACAAUGCACGUUGUUUACCCCUCAACAUUUUGCAUAACCACUGCCUUCGAUUUCUCUUGAAACGGCUUAACACCCAGGGCCGAGUUGUUCAAAGCUGGGUUAAGAUAACCCAGGGUUAGUGCGAGAUUUGAAUUCAGAUAUGAAAGCUUGAAAAAAGCAUUUCAGUUUUAAUUCUUUUUGUCUACAAGUUGAUGAUUGGAAGCUCUAAAAAUAACCGAGAAAAUUAUCCGAGAAAAUACUUUUGAACAUAAGAAAAAGGAAACCGGGGUUAAAUUUAACCCCGGGUUAAGCGCUAAUCGGCCUUUGAACAACCGGUCCCAGGAGAAAAUAUGCAAAAUUUUGGGAGGGAAAUAAGGUGCAUUAUGGUCUAUGUGAAAAUGGCGAAUGGAUAAAGUUAUGUGCUCUUUUAUUUCCCUUAAUUUAACCUGAGCACUCGCUUUCAUAUUGAGAGUCUUCUAGUUCUUAUUUAUUUCUUUAUUUAUUAAAAUUAUUUACUUUUGUAUUUUUUUAUCUCAAGGCUACAAACAGUAGUGUCGACUUGAGCAAGGUCAACCUGGCACCAGUUUACUCGGCAGACUAUCCCGUAAUAUUCAACAUCUGUCUGUGGCUUUUGGUGGUGUUAGCCCUGGCUCUUUACGUCAUUAGUCUGGUCAUGUGGUACCUGGAUCCCGGUCGUGACAGCAUUAUUUAUCGCAUGACGAGUCAGAGAAUUAAGACUGAUUGA